Punica granatum (pomegranate) is the source of this 354-nucleotide messenger RNA. The record is from RefSeq and is a predicted model, not a curated record. NCBI's taxonomy places the organism in Eukaryota, Viridiplantae, Streptophyta, Magnoliopsida, Myrtales, Lythraceae.
AUGGCAACAUUUUCAUCUUUCCUCGUAUCCCUUGUCCUUCUCCUCCUCACAGCCCUAACCAUCUCAAUAUCGGAUGCAGGCAACGCCCCGUUUGCAGGCAGGUGGGUCCCAACCACGAAGGGCCAGAAUGCAAGCUCGGUCGAGGAGUGCCUGGCAGAGAAUGAGUUUGGAAUCAUGGACUCUAAGAUUAGCCGACGGAUCCUCGCAACUUCCCAGUUCAUCAGCUACCAAGCCCUGAGAAGCAACUCGGUCCCAUGCUCCCGGAGGGGAGCCUCAUACUACAACUGCCGGCCUGGGGCCGAAGCCAAUCCCUACAUACACGCAUGCACAACCCUGUCCCAAUGUCGAAGCUAA